This is a messenger RNA of Mercurialis annua (annual mercury), 3020 nucleotides long. RefSeq names its product villin-1. The record is from RefSeq and is a predicted model, not a curated record. Gene Ontology annotation, molecular function: actin filament binding. Bases 133 to 2769 code for a protein of 878 amino acids. Gene Ontology annotation, biological process: cytoskeleton organization. Lineage: Eukaryota; Viridiplantae; Streptophyta; Magnoliopsida; Malpighiales; Euphorbiaceae. The transcript has 23 exons.
UUUGCAAGUAACAUUUAAACUUUGAAUGCCUUCCGCUUUCUACUAGUUUUUGAACCUUAAUAAUUCUUACUCAUUUCCCUUAAUUUAUUUAUUUUGACUGCAUAAUUGAACUGAAAAUAUACAUGAGAGGCAAUGGCUUUUGUCGCCAAAGAUGUCGACCCCGCCUUCCUUGGCGCCGGAGCUAAACCAGGUGUGGAGAUCUGGUGUGUGCAGAAUCUUCGAUUGCUUCCGCUCCCGAAAUCUUUGCACGGCAAAUUUUAUUCUGGGAAUGCAUUUGUUGUUCUCAAUACUGUUUUGCUAAAAAAUGGACCUCCUCACCAUGACAUACAUUACUGGAUAGGCAAUAAUGCAACUCAGGUGGAUUCAGCUUUGGCAUCAGAUAAAGCCCUUGAAUUAGAUGCAGCUCUAGGGUCAUGUACUGUUCAGUAUAGGGAAGUGCAGGGCCAGGAAACUGUGAAAUUUUUGUCAUACUUCAAGCCUUGUGUUUUACCUACUGAAGGAGUAUAUUCGUCGCAGUCAGGGAAAUUAAAUGGCGAUUCAUACAAAGUCACUUUGCUAAGAUGCAAGGGUGAUCAUGCUGUUUCUGUGAAAGAGGUGCCUUUUUCUCGGUCGUCCUUGAACCACAAUGAUGUCUUCCUUCUAGAUACUGCACCAAAAAUAUUUCUUUUCUGUGGGUGCAACUCGAGCAUACAAGAAAGAGCUAAAGCUUUGGAGGUCGUUCAGUAUAUCAAGGAAAACAAACAUGGGGGGAAAUGUGAUGUGGCAACUAUAGAGGAUGGGAAAUUCGUUGGUGAUUCAGAUGUUGGUGAAUUUUGGAGUUUGUUUGGCGGUUAUGCUCCUAUUCCAAAGGACUCGCCUUCUGGCAUUGAGAAAGAAACUGAAAGUUCACCUGUACAAUUAUUCUGGAUAACAACUCAGGGUAAUCUAUGUCCAAGUGAAAGUAAUUCAUUGAAGAAAGAAAUGCUCAACUCAAAUAAGUGUUAUAUGCUGGAAUGUGGUUCUGAGAUAUCUGUAUGGAUGGGUAAAAAUACUUCUAUUACAGAACGGAAGACAUCAAUAUCUGCUAUUGAAGAAUUUUUGAGAAGUCAAGGCAGGUCCACUGCAACCCAUUUAACUUUUCUAACUGAAGGAUUAGAAACUCCUGUGUUCAGGUCAUACUUCGAGAGUUGGCCACAAGUGGAACCCAAGUUAUAUGAAGAAGGUCGAGGAAAAGUAGCAGCAAUGUUUAAGCGACAAGGUUAUGAUGUGAAGGAGCUUCCUAAUGUUGAAGAAUGUCCGCCUUAUAUAAAUUUACAUGGAAAACUAAAAGUUUGGCGGGUGAAUGGUGAUGAAUUGAUCCUUCUUUCUGCUCAAGAGCAGACAAAGCUUUUCAGUGGGGAUUGCUAUAUUGUUCAAUAUGCAUACGCUGGUGAUGAAAGGGAUGAAAAUAUAUUUUAUGCGUGGUUUGGUCUUGAAAGCGUAGAGGAAGACAGAAUUGAUGCCAUCUCCCAUAUAAAUGCUAUUGCAGACUCAGCCAAGGGUGAUCACGUUCUGGCUCGAGUUUUUCAGGACAAUGAGCCACUUCAACUAUUAUUGAUUUUCCAGACUCUCAUUGUUUUCAAGGGAGGUUUAAGUAAACGGUAUAAGAGGUUCAUAUCAGAAAAUGCUUAUGUGGAUGAAACUUAUGAUGAAGGAAAGAUAGCACUCUUUCGAGUUCAAGGGACAAGUCAAAAUAGCAUGCAAGCCAUCCAAGUUGAUCAAGUAUCAGGCUCUCUGAAUUCCUCCUAUUGUUACAUCUUGCAAACUAGAACGUGUCUGUUUACUUGGAUGGGGAAUUUGUCAUCUACAGUUGACCAUGAGCUUGUUGAUAGAAUGCUGGGAUUGAUAAAUCCAACAUUGCAACCUAUGUCAGUGCGGGAGGGGAGUGAACCUGAUAUAUUUUGGGAGGCGCUUGGUGGAAAAACAGAGUAUCCAAAGGAAAAGGAGUUAAAACAACAUAUUGAAGAUCCACAUUUAUUCACACUUAUGGUUACAAAUGAUGAUUUCAAGUUUAAAGAGAUAUACAGCUUUACUCAGGAUGAUUUAACUACUGAAGAUGUCUUGAUACUCAAUUGUUCUGAAGAAGUAUAUUUUUGGAUUGGAUGCCAUUCAAAUGUUAAAUCAAACCAACAAGCCCUUACUCUUGGCCAGAGAUUCAUUGAGACAGUCCAUCUGGUCGAAGGACUACCUUUAAAGGCUCCUGUUUAUGUUGUUACAGAAGGGCAGGAACCUGCAUUUUUCACCCGCUUCUUUGAAUGGGAUUCUUCAAAGGCAAAUAUGCAUGGAAACUCAUUUGAAAGGAAGCUUGCCAUUCUGAAAGGAAACAAGCAAAAUCUGGAAGUUCCUAUACGAAGCUCAAGGAAAAUAUCAUCUAGGGAGGCUACUCCAGAUGGUUUAAAAAACAGUGGUUCAGCCAACCGCCACAUUUCAAGCCCAACUCCAAUUGCUAGGAAGCUCUUUUUUUCUUCUCCUUCUGACGGAAGUGCUGGAAAUGAAGAGACAAGCUCUCUCAACAAUGUGAAUUCAGCUGAGGAUGAUGAUAGUACCUGGAGUGUAAACUCAAUAAUCUAUCCGUAUUUGCGAUUAAAAGUGGAUUCAAGUGAUCCGGCGACAGACAUAGAUGUGAGGAAAAGAGAGGCUUACUUGAGUGCGGAAGAGUUCGAAGAGAAGUUUGGAAUGGGACGGAAGGGUUUCUAUAAGCUCCCGAAAUGGCGGCAGAACAAGCUCAAGUUGUCCUUGAAUCUGUUUUAAGCAGCUCCAUGAUAAUGUAUGCCAAGGACCACAGAAGAGAAGGGUGUUGUUAAGUAACAUUACCAGGAUAUUUUGUGUUCAAUACAGAAUAGCAGUAGCAUUGUUUGCAUAAGCCUUCUCCACGACAACAUUUUGUUGGACUUUUUCUCAAUCCCCACCAUUUUUAAAUGAUAAAUUUUGGUUGACGGAUCUUCCAAUGGAUUUAAUUGGCAGGCAGACACAUAAAUUAAUUAUUGAUUUGAAUUUUGUAA